Messenger RNA from Panicum hallii, 951 nucleotides. RefSeq lists its product as uncharacterized. The coding region runs from base 214 to 804 and encodes 196 amino acids. Lineage: Eukaryota; Viridiplantae; Streptophyta; Magnoliopsida; Poales; Poaceae. The record is from RefSeq and is a predicted model, not a curated record. The transcript is spliced from 2 exons.
GGAAAGGCCGGCGUCCCAUGGCCAUGGGGCGUUGGAAGCAGUGUUUAUAAAUCCCCUCCCCCUGCCACUGCCACUCCACAAUUUCAGAACCACCACCACAACGGCAACUGCUUGCUCUUCCAUCAGUUUCGUGUUUCAGAAGAAGGCCGGGCACUGAGUUCUAUUUGGUGACCAGGAGGGUAGUCGAGCUCGAGCAAGAACAGUGAGGAGAGGAUGAUGAUGGACAGGCAGGUUGUCAGGCAAUGCGACAUGGAGGUCAUGAAGAUGGCCAUGCUCAAGCACGAGGAGACCUUCAGGCAGCAGGUCCACGAGCUGCACCGCCUGUACCGGAUCCAGAGGCAGCUGAUGAGCGACCUGACCAGAGACGAGCUGGUGGCCACCCGCCGGCGCAGCAAGCAGCCGCGGCGCGCGCUGAACCUGCAGCUGCCCGCCGACGAGUACAUCGUCAGCGACGACGAGGACGACGAGGGCGCCGGCGCGGAGCUGGAGCUGACGCUCGCCGUCGGCGGGCGCUCGGCCGGCCGCCGCAAGAACAACAACAGGAGGAGGCAAGAGCAGCACGGCAGCCCCGGCGGCGGCGGCUCCUCCCCGUUCGGGUCCGACGACUGCUCCGGCGCGAGCCUCCUGUCGUCGUCGCCGUCCUCGGCCGAGUACUACUCCGACGAGGCGCCGGCGGCGGUGUUCCAAGCGCCGCCGCCGCCGUGCCAGAGGGCGAUGGCAUUCGACCUCGGGGACGGGAUGAUGAGGCAGCAGGCGCCGUGGCUGAUGCAGUGCCAGCAGUAUCUCAGCCUCAGGAUGACAUGAACAUCAGAACAUGCAGAGAAGAUCACCAUCCGUAUCAAUCACAUUGUACCAGAGUGUGCUGUGUUGUAGAAGAAGCAGUAGCCGCUAGUUUUUUUUCCCUUUUCCAUUUUUCUUUUGUGCUUGCUAUGUCCUAGGUGGCCAAUGGAG